Styela clava is the source of this 1059-nucleotide messenger RNA. The record is from RefSeq and is a predicted model, not a curated record. Lineage: Eukaryota; Metazoa; Chordata; Ascidiacea; Stolidobranchia; Styelidae.
AUGGGAGGGAAGCAAACUAAGAUUAAAAAACGACGAAGCAAGUCGAAAAAAUUAAUAACUACUAAACUUGAUAUGCUAGAAACACCAGAUCACAAGCCAAAAAUUAUAUUGCUUGGUACUGGAGGUUCGGGCAAGACUACAAUCGCAAAACAAAUGAGAAUUUUGGCUCAGAACAGUUUCUCAGAAAAAGAAAGGAACGAAUACAAAAGUACUAUAUACAAUGGAAUGUUAAGAUCUAUAAAAACUUUAUUACCGGCUAUGAGUGCUUUGAAAAUAGCAUUUGAGAGCAAUGAGAGACUAUCAGAUGCUCAGAUUGUUUUACACAAGAAUUAUGUCGAGAUAUCAGAACUUUCUCCGGAAUUGGUUACGGCAAUGAGAAACUUGGUUUGUGAUUCUGGAUUCAAAUCAUGCUUUGAAAUGUUAGACAAUUUUCAAGAAGAAGAAUUUUUCACAUAUUUUUCGAAGGAAAUUGACAGAAUAACAGACCCGGCAUAUGUACCGACUCUUGAAGAUAUUUUGCAUAUUAAUAUAAAAUCUACUGGUAUUUUUACAUAUGAUUGCUCGUACGAAGAGUUAGAUUUUACAUUCGUGGAAACGUCGGGAAGACGCACAGAAAGAAAGAAGUGGAUUCAUACUUUUGACGAAGUGGAUAUCGUACUAUUUUGUGUAUCAAUGUCUGAUUAUAAUCAAGUAUUAUUAGAAAAUGAAGAAACGAAUUGUAUGACAGAAAGCUUGAAACUUUUUCAAUCUAUCUGCAAUAAUACUAUUCUCAAGGAAAGCAAGUUUGUUCUUUUGUUGAACAAGAAAGAUGUUCUGAAUGAAAAAGUAAGGAGAUGUGCAUUUGGACAACAUUUUGAUGAAUUCAAAGGAGAAAACGCCUACGAAACAGUUUCACUGUACAUCAAAAACAUGUUUGAAGAUGUUAUCGUAAACAAAGAAAAACGAGAAAUACACACUUUCUUCACAUGUGCUACGGAUACAGACGAUUUUCGUGCUAUACUAGACGAACUACAUAGACUUAUGACUGAAAAAUCACCAUCUGGCAAUUUUUUAAAAUAA